AUGAGUACCACAACGGCGCUGCCUCGCCAGCCCGCCAUGAGACGCAAUGUCACGGCCGAUUCCGCUCCCUCGACGAGCAGGAACAGCAAUGCCAGCACUCCCAACGAUUCCCCCACCGCCUCCGCCUCGUCAACCUCUCUCUCGUCCAUGGGAUCCGUCGAGGAAUACCAGCACAAGCCAUCGUCGGGCAAGCUGUUCGACACCUACGGCAAUGAAUUCACCUUGCCCRAAUACACCAUGAAGGAUAUCCGCGAGGCCAUCCCCAAGCACUGCUUCGAACGGUCGGCAGCGACGGGAUUGUACUACGUGGCCAGGGAUAUCGUGCUGUUGAGCACCACUUUUUACCUCUUCAACACCUUUUGCACCCCGGAAUACGUUCCUUCAUACCCGUUGAGGGCAAGUCUCUGGGCACUCUACACCGUUCUGCAAGGUCUCUUCGGCACGGGAUUGUGGGUGUUGGCGCAUGAAUGUGGCCACCAAUCCUUCUCCCSCAGCAAGACGCUCAACGACACGGUCGGAUGGAUCUGCCAUUCCGCUCUGCUCGUGCCCUACUUUUCGUGGAAAAUCUCCCACGGCAAGCACCACAAAGCGACGGGAAAUUUGGAACGCGACAUGGUCUUUGUGCCUCGCACGCGUGAGGAGCACUCGACCCGCACAGGUGCUCUCCUUCAUGAAAUGCACGAGUUGAUGGAGGAGACGCCCAUCUACACGGCCGGCCACCUCAUCGCCCAGCAGUUGUUUGGAUGGCCCAUGUACCUCCUCCAGAACGUCACAGGCCACAACAACCACUCCAAGCAGCCCGAAGGCAAGGGAGUUGGUAAGAAGAACGGGAAUGGAAGCGUCAAUCACUUCAUCCCCAGCAGCCCGCUGUAUGAGAAAAAGGACGAGCACCUCAUCCUGCUGUCGGAUCUUGGUCUCGCCAUCACCGCUGGAGUCCUCUUCCUCGUCGGCAACAAGUACGGCUUUUCCAACCUGCUCGUCUGGUACUUCCUCCCCUACCUGUGGGUGAACCACUGGCUCGUCGCCAUCACCUUCCUCCAACACACCGAUCCCUCCCUCCCUCACUACACCGGUGAUGCGUGGAAUUUCGCCCGUGGCGCCGCCGCCACCAUUGACCGUGAAUUCGGCUUCAUCGGUCGCAACCUCUUGCACGGCAUCAUUGAGACCCACGUUCUCCACCACUACGUCUCCACCAUCCCCUUUUACCACGCCGAUGAAGCGACCGAGGCCAUCAAGCCCAUCAUGGGCCAGCACUACCGCGCCGACGUCAAGGAUGGCAGCAUCGGUUUCCUCAAAGCUAUUUGGACCAGUGCGAGAUGGUGUCAGUGGGUCGAGCCGAUCCCCGGUACCCAGGGUGAUGAGGCCAAGGUCAUGUUCUUCCGCAACAGGAACGGCCUGGGUGUUCCUCCUGCUAAGCUUGAGGCCAAGCUGGACGGCGUCAAGCGGGACCGUAAAAUGGUGACGGUGGAAGAUGACAGUGAUUGA
Ramularia collo-cygni is the source of this 1485-nucleotide messenger RNA. RefSeq names its product probable oleate delta-12 desaturase. Gene Ontology annotation, biological process: lipid metabolic process. The coding region runs from base 1 to 1485 and encodes 494 amino acids. The transcript is spliced from 2 exons. Gene Ontology annotation, molecular function: oxidoreductase activity. The record is from RefSeq and is a predicted model, not a curated record. NCBI's taxonomy places the organism in Eukaryota, Fungi, Ascomycota, Dothideomycetes, Mycosphaerellales, Mycosphaerellaceae.